AUGAAGGAGCAGCUACAGCUCCUCUCAAAGGAUUCAAUAGAACUCAUCUACCCCCUUCUGCUCCUCGCUCCCCGCUCCUCAUCGCGGCCGCUGGACAUGUCCCGCUUGCGCAUACCUUGUUCCUGCACGCGCGCCACUCGCCGACAAUUCUCGACCUCUCACUCCCGCCGCGAUGUCGUCGACCUGGCGUUCCACAGACACAACCCUCCGGACAAGACCAGCAAAGGACCGCCCAUAAUCCUGAUGCACGGCCUUUUCGGCUCCCAGCGUAACAAUCGCACCAUGAGUAAAGCCCUAGCUAAAGACCUCUCCCGGCCCGUCUACAACCUGGACCUGCGCAACCACGGCGACUCCCCGCACUCACCCGUGCACGACUACAUCUCCAUGGCCAUUGAUGUCGAGCACUUCAUCUCAUCGCACUCGAUCCCGCGGCCGACCCUCAUCGGCCACUCCAUGGGCGCCAAAGUCGCCAUGACCCUCGCCCUGCGCAGGCCCUCGAACUACUCGGCCCUGAUCCCCGUGGACAACGCGCCCGUCGACGCUGCCCUGAAAUCGGAUUUCCACACCUACGUCCAGGCGAUGCACGAGAUCGAAGAGCACCGCCCGCCCUUCACAAAACAGUCCGAAGCGGACAAGAUCCUCGCAAAGUACGAAUCCAACGUCGCGAUCCGACAGUUCCUCCUGACCAACCUCGUGAAAAAGCCCGCAGGCGGAGUCGACCACCAAGAGCGUCACAGAGGCGAGCACAGGCAUCCCCAGAAGACGGAGCUGAGGUUCAGAAUCCCCUUGCACACUCUGGCCAAAUCUUUGCCGGCGAUGGCGGAUUUCCCCUUCAAAGACCCCGAUGAAGCGAGAUACGAAGGUCCGACGCUGAUGGUCCGCGGGACGCAGAGUCACUAUGUUGCGGACGACGCGCUUCCACUGAUCGGGAGGUUCUUUCCGAAAUUCGAGUUGCUCGACUGUGAUUGCGGGCAUUGGGUUAUGAGUGAGAACUUCGAGGAAUUUAGAGCCGGGGUGGUGGAAUGGAUUACGAGGGCGGUGGAUGAAAGGUAAUCAUACUCACGCAUACCUUUGUUGGUUUUUUGGGAUGCCAGCCACAUGGAUGGGGAUAACACUCGUCUGAAAGAUUGAUGAAAGACCCAACUCACGCGAACUGGCUGGCAUUCCGGGAGCAGGUUACUGCGUCUGAUAUGUGGACGAGCUUCUGAUCCUCGUAUAGAGAGCAGCCGAAGACAGAAUAAAAUGAAGCAGUAAGCGCAGCACAGACAUGGAAUUCGCAAGAAGCAGUAAUUCAUCACCACAAUUGCUCUCCAAGGCACAUGGAUCAGAU
Molecule: messenger RNA, 1330 nt
Organism: Exophiala xenobiotica
Lineage: Eukaryota; Fungi; Ascomycota; Eurotiomycetes; Chaetothyriales; Herpotrichiellaceae
Exons: 2
Coding region: 1-1053 (350 amino acids)
Cellular component (GO): mitochondrion
Source: RefSeq, a predicted model, not a curated record